AUGCGCAGGACGACGCGCCCAGAUUGCAACCGCCUUGCAACCGUCCUCUCUGUCGACUGGCACCUCGUGCUCGGGGAGCACCGCGACCCCGAGCUCCUCACCCCGCAGAGGCGGCGGCCCCCUUCCCCGUCCAUCAAGCCGUGGGCAGCCCCGCUCAUCUCCGGCUGGAUUAUACGACGCAUGCCGCCUGAGAUGGAGUCCCGGCCCUACGACGACCUCGGCCAGUGGCUCGCGCAGUGCCCGAAGGCAUGUGCUGCUGACAUGCUUCCCAUCACACGUCACACUGCAGGGGACGGAGUCCUGCCCACACGUCCGGCCCGCACGUCCUACGGCGAGAACGACAGUAUCCAUUCUGCAACCAAAGAUUCCGGCCGGACAUACGACGCGCUCAUGCACGAUCUUGUGGGCAUGUUCCCGACUUUGGACGGGGUCGAGGUUCAUCCUCACUUUGACGCAAAGAUGGACCACCUUGCCGGUGACGGCCGUGAGCCUGUGCACCUCGCUGGUGAUGUCCGUGAGCCUGUGCACCUUGCCGGUGAUGUCCCUGAGCCCGUGCCAAAGGCCAUGAUGCGCCCCGACUUUGUCACAUACGUGUCGUUCUGGGCAGCCUUUGUGCGCCGUAUUCUGGCCAUUGUCGAGUUCAAGUCGCUCACCGCCGCGCCGGACGCUGCGUUUGACGCUUUGGACGAAAUGGCCCUUGCACAGCGUUUCGUGUUUGUGCCGUCCGCGUCCGACCCCGGAAAGGUGGUCGUCAAGCUGCAAAGCUGCGUGCGGGACCCCAAGACACGCAUCGGGGCAGACACAUAUGCGGAAGUCAACAUGUCGCAUGCCCUCCACGUCGCUGCAACAAACAUCGCCGAUGUUGCUGGCUACUGCCUGCAGGGCUCCAGUCUGGGUGGGCUGUGGUCGUCCCUCAUCCGCCACGCACCACUUCUCCUGGACCUUCGCACGCGCACCAUCUUCUUUGGAACGUCCCGUGGGCACCGGUUGCGUGACGGCCCCGGCUCGCUCGCCGUCACGCCGACCCCGUCACUGCCUUUUCUGCACGCCGCGGUGGGCCUCCAGGUGCUCCAGUAUAUCAAUGACGAGCUCACGGCGGCCGGCACCGACCAACUUGACGAACUUGACGACGAGGAUGACAUGGAUCAACAGCCUCUGGACACUGCCGACAUUGCGAUCGCCAGGCCCGUCUAG
Cutaneotrichosporon cavernicola is the source of this 1194-nucleotide messenger RNA. RefSeq lists its product as uncharacterized. The record is from RefSeq and is a predicted model, not a curated record. The transcript has a single exon. NCBI's taxonomy places the organism in Eukaryota, Fungi, Basidiomycota, Tremellomycetes, Trichosporonales, Trichosporonaceae. Bases 1 to 1194 code for a protein of 397 amino acids.